Messenger RNA from Armigeres subalbatus, 2342 nucleotides. Its product is annotated as histone H3.v1-like. The record is from RefSeq and is a predicted model, not a curated record. Bases 318 to 1502 code for a protein of 394 amino acids. The transcript has 6 exons. Lineage: Eukaryota; Metazoa; Arthropoda; Insecta; Diptera; Culicidae.
AUAGUCUUAUUUGUUGUUGCAUGUUUGAAGAAAUUAUAGCAACGUUGGUUGCCAAUUAGUGGAUUUUAGUUUCAGUGAUUGAGAGAAUUUUUCGAUGAUUUUAAGAAAAGCUCCCAAAGUGUCUUCUGAUUGUAGAAAGGAUUCGAAAGUGCGGAUUGCUUUGGAUAUUCGAUCCUGACCGAGGAAUAAAAGUGUCAAUUCAGUGUCACGGGGAGGAAUCGCCAAGCAUCGGAGUAGCAGCAAAAAAAAAGUGAUUCCAGUCUGUAGGAAGAGAUAUUUAAAUCAACAGACAUCGAAGAAAAGCGACGAAACUCGACAUGAAGGCGAUAAUUUUAUGUGUCUCGUUUAUGCUGGCGUGCGCUGCAGGUCAACGUAUCACCACAAUCCAGCUGGAUGGUGUUCAGUACUUUGUAAGCCGGAUGAAUCCCUACUCGCCGGAAUUGAACUACUUCCUAGCCUACCAGUACUGCCGGUCACUCGGUCUGCAGCUGGCCUCGUUUGAAACCAAGGAGAAGGUCGAAUCCAUGACGCAGUACCUGACGAAUGCCGGCUACAGCAAGUACAACUUCUGGACGUCCGGCAACCGACUGGGCACGGGAAUGUUCCUCUGGAUGAGCACCGGUUUGCCAUUCAACGCCACCUUCGACUACUUUGAAAAGUCCUCGGACGCCACCACCGGGCUGGACCCACUGGAUCACAACAGCAACACCUCGCCCCAGCGCACCGCCCGCGACAGCAGCAGCGGUAUCGAGCGGGGCUGCGUGCACCUCAAAGCUCCCUCCCUACGGUGGGAACCCGAGGACUGCCUGGCGGUGAAAGAUUUCAUCUGCGAACAGACCAGAUGCUACUACUACAACUACGGUAGCAUUCCCGUCUCGUCGGCGCAGGGCCGUCCAAUCACCACCUCAUCGACCAUUUCAUCAGGCUCACCCGUUGAAUUCUCGGCUGCCCCCCGUAUCCAAACUACUCCCAUUCCGGUAACCUUCGCAUCCACCACCUUGGCUCCUCGGCUGGAAGAAACUUCUCCUCUGGCAGCGCUGCUGAACAUCAUCCCAAACGCGGCAUCGCCCGAAGCAGACAGCAGCUUGGAGUCUCACAGUGACGAGGAAAGCCUGUUGGACGAGGACGAAGAAGAACAUGAUGACGAAGAGCACGAAAUCGAAGACGAGGACGAAUCCGAAGGUCGUUCCCAGCAAGACGACGAUUCCGAAGCCCAGGAAGAACAUCAACAGCUUCACGAAGAGGAGGAACCCGUCCCCGAAGAACAUGACAUUCCCGUCGAGCAGAAGCUCAAGCAGAUCACUCGGGAGAUUGAAGAGAUGACACAUUCCGACCGGGACGUCGACAACGGACGCCAAAGUUUCCUAUCGCUGUCCGAUCUGAUCAAAAACAUCCGCCCGGCGGAGAAGGUUAUCCCUCAGAUCGAUUCGUCCUAUUCGAAUACCAUGCGCGUUCUUGGAGAAGCCAUCACUCAUGGAGAAAGUCGAGCGGUCAAAGUCUGAGCACUGUGAAUCACUCAUCAGCUCAUUCUCACCUCACCUCUCACGCACACCCGCAUACAAUCACACUCACCCCAUUGACCAGUACAUCAUAACUUCAUCACGCAUAAUAGAUUAUAGAUUUUUUAUAGCAUUAUGAUCACAAUCAUCAUUCGAAAUCAUGCACUCUUGUCUCUCAAUGAAUCACCCCUCGUCAUCGUUCGUUUCGCGGUGUUUUCCGCGGGACAACACCAGGGACUUUGCUUCGUCGACUGAUCUCCGAAGCGUGGUUUGUCUCUCAUGCAAGCAACGCGCAGUGAUAUUAAACACAAAUUAAAAAAAACAGUCGACGAAGGUAAAAGUAGCCUCGUGAACUUCCCGAAAACACCCGAACGAAUCGAGUUCACCGUCCUCUCAUCGCUCAUCGCGCAUUCGAUUCAUCCGACAUACAAUCAUUUCAUGCAUUUUAAACUCAUCCAGUGAAGCAUUUCAUGACAUCAUGAGACAAUCGCGCACAUAAUCAAACCAGUGAGAGAGGAACAAAUCUGAAUUUUGAAUCAAAACACGAGAAAAAGUAAUUAGUUGUACCAUGUUCAUUUCAUUUUUUUUUUGUCCGAGAAAGAAAGUGAUAAGAUUUCUUUCCGCGAAAUGGAACUCAAGUUUACUAAGUAAAUACGAUAAAUAUGAGAAUAAAAAAUAAACAGAUAGAAAGCGAUCAAUCCAAGAGAAUGAUUAGACUGUACUGAUGUUUAGUGUGUAGGUGAAUAAUACAAAACAAAACAAAAUAAAAAAAAAGAAAUAAGCAGCGUUAAAUUACACAUUUUAAGAUAACCCUGGAAAGUGAUAAGAAGAUUUGUCUGUUCG